CAGCGCACAAGCCACCAGCACCACCAACACAUCCAGCAUCGCCAGCACCACCAACACCACCAGCAGCAGGAGCAGCGCAUCUGCUUAGCCUCGAGAUCGACAUCUUCCGGCUCAGCCACAUUCGCCAGCUCCACUCGCCUCCUGCCACACGUCUGCCAGCCGUUUGUAGAUUCUGUCAUGAAUAGGAUUAAACGGCUCGUCAAUGUCGACUGGAUCCUUCGAAAACGACUGCCCAUCCUCAUGUGCCAGCUCUGUUCGCUGGCCAGCGCCGGUAUCUCCCUUUACGCCGUCUUCUUCUCCUGCACCGCUUUAAUGGACACCGUCGGCAAUAUGUGUAAGUCCUUUUCUCUAUCCAUCACAGCAUCCUCGUCUCGAAGUCAACUUCCCGUCUGUACCCACUUUCGACAACUUCUCACACUCUCCUCUAUCCACUUCUCCGAUUUUAAUGGCAAUUCUUUGACACUCCGAAUCAAUAUUCGGUUUUGCAGGGAAUCGCUUUGUCUUGAUUGA
Molecule: messenger RNA, 510 nt
Organism: Protopolystoma xenopodis
Lineage: Eukaryota; Metazoa; Platyhelminthes; Monogenea; Polystomatidea; Polystomatidae
Source: the annotation of a GenBank genome assembly